This is a messenger RNA of Pecten maximus, 3382 nucleotides long. RefSeq lists its product as uncharacterized. The record is from RefSeq and is a predicted model, not a curated record. Lineage: Eukaryota; Metazoa; Mollusca; Bivalvia; Pectinida; Pectinidae. Gene Ontology annotation, molecular function: calcium ion binding; patched binding. The transcript is spliced from 17 exons. Gene Ontology annotation, biological process: regulation of gene expression; cell fate specification; smoothened signaling pathway. Bases 49 to 3063 code for a protein of 1004 amino acids.
AUCGGGCGUGACGCCUUACCCAGGAUGUUAUAAUGAGACGAUAGUUGGAUGAGUAUGGACGUCAACCGUCCACAGAAGAUCUUCGGAAACAUGAUGUUGUUCCUGAUGGUGUUGGGAGUUCUUUACAAUGGGAUACACUGCCAAACAAUACAAUUUGACUCUGGGGAAGCGUUCACGGCUAUAAACUCAUCGACAGUGGCUGGUGCGAGCGAUUACACAGACCCAAAAGACACAGGUUCCUACUUGUUCCAGUCCGAUACCUCAAUGGAUCAGAAGGCACUGUCCCUGAGCGUUCUGGUGGCCCACUUCCGGUCGGCUAGUUCAUUCUACUUCCGUACUCACCCAACAUUUAUCACGUGUCUACAAGCGACGAUCUCGAGUCUACGGAAACAAGACCUACGGGUGGACAUUAUAUCAGCAUUUAAGACGAAUUCCGAUGUACCCGGAAGUAAUAAGAUCCAAGACCUUUACGCUAGAAGUGGUACUGGGGCGACCCUCAAGUUCCGACCAGGGGUGUUAGGGGACAUCCGGGAUAUUGCUGACACCGCCAUCAAAAUGUGUGCUUCCAUGUUCUCGGUGAUCCAGCGUGACGUUGGGGUGGUACUGAUGAUGAGCUCCGUACAUAUUUUCAUGACGGGGAAUCUGGACACGACCCCGCAGUUUUCUGUAGAUGGCUACACCGGUGGCAUGUCAAGCGCCGACUUCCAUACCUACGCCAUGACAAAACUGGGGGAAGCAAACGAGCCCGCUGUCAUUCCCACGGACUGUAGCGCUUUCUCCAGUGUGGUCAUUGGUGCGAAGUUUCCCUCCAGUGCCACUGAUGCCGAGAGCGUCGUUGGCGAUCCUGACACCCCGAUCCUCAGGGAAAAUACGGAAGAUUUCAGCAGACUAACACAAUAUAUGGGAACCAAGGUGGACUUUGUUAAUCACGAGCGCACCUCGGCUUGGUGUGGAUCUGUGGGCCAGCCCUGUGUGGACUGCCGGGCUGGUAUCGUUGGGAGUGCUCUUACACAACGGUGUGCAGCUAGAACGAUGAGCUACCGGAUGUACAAAGUCUUCAAUAUAUUACAGAAAUUUGUCCGAUACAACAUGACAUUUGACGAUACACUGAGGGUUGUGAAGGCCUGGGACGAACCAUACGCUGACGCCACAGGUGGUGACCUUGGAUAUAGUCGCCUGCACACUGAGGGACGAGCGGUGGUGGUCCAGCUUGUCUCGGCGAAUACCGGUAACAACCUGGAGGAGGUCAGUCACUACGCCAUUUGUGCCGGAGCUGACUACAUUUCACACCAAGGUGACAGCUUGCAGAUAGCCGUGAAAAAGAUGAGUGGGACAACAGAAAAGAAAACCGCUUUCCAACUGGCCACAUUCAUAGCCGUAGAUCCGCCAACUGCUAAGGCAACCGACUAUGAAUUCCCGCCAGAAUUUACAGAGGAGGAUAAGGAAAACUAUCCACUCUUCUAUGGAAAAGGACGGGGUCAUAUAGAGUUGGCUGAGGGAGCUUUUCUGCAUCAGUUCAUGUCCUCAGAUGAUACAUACCAAUACUUCCGGUUACACCCCAGUAUUCCAGCGUGUUACUCCAAUCUGCUGGUCCAGCUCAACCGUGCUACCACUGAUGGGGAGGUAAUAGACCUUGAAGUGAUCCGGGGCUACCUUGCUGAUCCGGAGCAGCCAUCUUUGUUUAGUCAGGCGACAGAUGAUCGUUACAACACCCACACGCUAGGCGUGGCCAUGCAGCUGAAGUUUGCAGAAAACACGUCCUCAAACUACACAUCGGCAUAUCUUCUAGAGGAAAUCGUCAAGACGUGUGGGCCACUUUUCAACCUUGCAAACGAGGCAAUGGGGCUUGGACUGUACUCCGAUAGCGUGUUCGUGGACAUGCGGGACUUGUUUGAGGUGUGGAUUGAGUCUGACUCCCUCAUACCAUACCAAGGCAUGGACUUUAACGCCUACGACAACUUCCUUGAAACACUGCAUACAGCAGCUAUCGGUGAGUUUUACAUCCUACAGGGCUUCAGACUCAGUAAUAUUUCAGAAAGCAUUCUUUUUUUUUAUAUAUUAUCAAAGCUUCCCAUUGACAUUUUUAGGGGAAGAAUUGUUGACCCCGAUGACCCCGUGGAAGCAUGCAACCUCGCCGUAAUCCCCACCAAACAAUCACCAACGUACCUAUAUCAAUUACCGGAAAUCCUUAAUCGCAGACGAAAACGAUCUACGCCGACAGAUGUGUGUACCCCUGAUGAUAGCACCAGCUUCUGUGUGUCCACAGUCUCCCACAGAAACACCGAGUCGGAACUCGUUUGGACGGACAUGAACCGCCAUUACAUCUACCACCAACCCUCCUCAGAGCUGUAUGACGCCAUCAAAGGUUGCCUUAAUGAAUGUGGCACAUGUCUGGAAGGGUCUAUAUAUGAGAGAAAACAUACCCACUGUAGUAACAUGGUCCACUGGAUGCCGUACCCGAUGCUGAACGAUGAUUAUAACGUCACAAACUUCUUCUCCAGGGAUAAAACGUGGAGCAAAGAGUUGGCCUGCUUUCUUCCCGGUCACCACUGCAUCCAUAAAGCUCCUGCGUAUGCUAAAUUAGCCCCACAUGCAUACCGGAUAUACCGACCUGAUCCACAGAAGGCUCAAAGCGAGGAGCUGUAUUCUAAAGAAGAUAAUCCGUCCCCUCUCAUGUCGAUCCUGGAGGAAACCUACGCCAUCAACGCCAAGGGCAAGGUUACAUUUUGGGUGGAAGAUGAAGUUGACAUAAAGGCCAUGGAGGUCCCACUCAAGACAGUGAUGUUGUACAAUCAUGACGUCACACUUGUCGUUAUCUACGUCAGAAACACUAUCAGUAUAAACGCUGUGGCUGAGGUUGUAGAGAGUUUUAUCGAAAACAUGGCGACGACAGGAUGUACUCUGUAUACACGGAAAAUACUUGCUCCUUACUCGAUCGACACGGUUCCUGCCUCACAUCUGGUGAAAAGAGAUACCUCUAAUGCAGUGAACUCCAUCGACAUUGAAUAUAUGGUCCAAUGGCAGAGAGAUGAACUGGCAUAUAUCAAUCAUCUUUCGCCUUAGGGGCUUGGUGUCCAAGCCAAUCAGUGCUACUGAUGUUAGAACUAUCUCGACCUUGCCCUCACCGUUUCCCCAUCGCCAUCAGGACAACUAUUUGGACCUUAUGUCUCAGCCUUACCCACAUCGCCAUGAGAAGAAAUGUCUGGACCUUGUCCCUUAGAGUUACCCCCAUCGCCAUGAGAAGAAAUGUCUGGACCUUGUCCCUUAGAGUUACCCCCAUCGCCAUGAGAAGAACUGUCUAGAGCUUAUCCCUCUUCGUUACCCCCAUCGUCUUUAGGAGAACUGUCUGGACCUUAUCCCUCCUCGUUACCCCCAUCACCAU